UGCAGUUUUUAUCGUAUAGUUUUCUCAUUUUGUGUUAACUAAAUAAAUAGUGAAAAACGUCUCAAAAUGGUUAUUUGUACCUAUUACCUGAGCAAUAACUGUCGGUUUGGCUCGAAGUGCAACAACGAUCACAUCGAUUUGUCAUCGGUCAUCAAAUCCGAAGUCGAUGUAACCCUCAAGGGAAAUCAGUGGCCGCUGUCCUGUUUUGGGCCAUUCAAGGAACGCAACUGUGUGCCAAAUUUCAUCGAGGACGUCAGCUUCGAGGAGAUCCGGAUGAUGUACCUGGAGGCGAAAAUGCAGAACAACAUUGCCGGCCAUCAGAUGCAACUGAUGCAGAUGAUUAACGAGGCCAAACAAAAGAUGCAGUGGCUUUCGACGACCAACAGGGACAUCAUGAACGCGUUGAUUGAGAUUUACAACCAGCCAGAGGAUUCAGCCAAGGCUAUGCCAACGCAAGCGAAUCCAUUUGCAACGGCACCGAUGGGCGGAGGUAAUGUUGCUUCCGCAGCUAGCAUUUUCGGCGGUGGAACGGCUGGAGGUGGUGGAUUUGGAACGACUGGAGCGGGAUUCGGUGGAGCUGCUGGGGGAACAGCUGGCAACAUAUUUGGAGCUGCUCCAAAUCAGUCCGCUGCGAAUAUAUUCGGAUCCGCUGGAACAGGCAGCACAAUUGGCGGAAGCAUAUUUGCUAAACCAGCUCCUACGGCGACUGGGACAUCCAGCAUCUUUGGCGGUUCAGCCACACUGGGCCAACAGCAGCCGGCCAGUAGUAGUGUGUUCGGGGGUCCCGCUGUAUUCGGAGGAAGUGGCUCUUCCUUGUUUUCGUCUGUUGGUCAACCACAAACAGCAGCAGCUGGCGGGUCCAUCUUUGGGAGUACUACCGGAGCAACUGCAGCCACUUCCGGAAACCUGUUCGCCCAGCCCUUCGGUGGACAACAGCAGUCCCAAAGUCAGAAUUUGUUCGCACAGGCACAGCCUCAAGCUCAGUCGGCAGGAUCGCCGUUCACGGCAGCUCCGGCACCGGCGGCGGCCAGCAAUCCGUUCGGUUCACCUUUCUCGGCAUCAGCCGCACCGCAGCAAAAUCUCUUCCAACAGCAAGCGACGACUGCCCCGCCACCCUUCGGACAAGCCGUUCAACCCUCGUCGCAGCAAAGCCUAUUCCUGCCAGCCCCGCAACCUGCCACCACCACGCAAUCCCCGUUCGGCAGUGCACCAACGGCCGGAGCUUUCGGAGCAGCAGCGACGCAGCAAGCACCGGCGAUGGUUGCCCCGAGUCAGUCGGCCACAGUUUACAGCCGCGUCGAAGAUCUGACCAAGGAACAACUGGAUGCGUUCGCGGCGGAUCGAUUCGAGCUGGGAAAGAUUCCCACGGCGCCGCCUCCACGGGAGAUGUGCAUGUGAAGCGAAGGGAGGUGUGUACCUACUUAGAAGCUAGAUUAUGACCGUGUUACGAAUAAUACUUGGUAAAUUAAUAAAGAUGAUGCACAAGGCAA
Molecule: messenger RNA, 1490 nt
Organism: Aedes albopictus (Asian tiger mosquito)
Lineage: Eukaryota; Metazoa; Arthropoda; Insecta; Diptera; Culicidae
Product: nuclear pore complex protein Nup98-Nup96-like
Exons: 2
Coding region: 67-1398 (443 amino acids)
Molecular function (GO): metal ion binding
Source: RefSeq, a predicted model, not a curated record